CACGUGAUAUGUCGAUCAACAUGGCGGAUGCCCAGUGUUGUUGAUGUACCAGAAAAUUCUAGUCCGCAUGAUGCGCCUAUGUGAGAGCUGAAACCAUGUCUGUGUGGAAGAGACUCCAGAGGGUUGGCAAGUCUGCUUCCAAGUUUCAGUUUACUGCGUCGUACCAAGAACUUGCUGUAGAGUGUUCCAAGAAGUGGCAACCUUCAAAACUUUGUGUAGUAUGGACAAGGAGGAACAGAAGGAGAUCAACUCAGCCUUACACAUGGGAGCCAACUCUGCAGAACCCCUACAUGGGGUUGGUGACGUGGACAGUCCCGGAGAACAUAGACAUCACUGUCACAUUGUUCAGGGACUCGCGCCAGCAUGAGUACGAAGAUAAGGAGUGGGUCUUCACUGUCGAAGAUCAAUCCAAAGGUAGCCGGAAGAUUCUGGCGUCCAAGGCGAUCAACAUGAAGGAUUAUGCCAGUCCUCUCCCAACCCAGACUACUCUGAAACUGAAGCUGAAGCCUGCCAGCAAGAAAAUAAUUUCUGCCACACUGCAACUCACACUGUCAUGUGUGUUUGUGCGAGAGGGAAAAGCUACAGACGAAGACAUGCAGAGUGUGGCAAGUUUAAUGAGUAUGGGAAAGACGGACAUCGGUAACCUGGAGGACCUGGAGGAGGAGGACGAGAGCGGGCUGGGGGUCAAAGGUGACACGAGCAUGUCCACCAAGAGCCAGAUCAGCGACAUCACGGCACAGAUGAGUCAGCUAGAGGCUCACUUUGGUAAUCCCUUUGAGGAUGACGGUUACCAGCAUGACGCUUUCAAUCCGUUUGCUGAUGAUGUGUAUGGUAAAAAAGAAGACCCGGUAGCUUCAGGAGACGGAGGGUUGAAUCCGUUCGAAGAGGAGGAGGAGGAGGAAGAGGAGGAGGACGACAUAGGAGCUGCCUUUGACUCUUACAAAUCAUCUCAGGGAGAUUCCCCGUCUGCUGCGAACCCGUUUGAAGAAACGGACGAGUCUGUGAGUGAGCCGGCAACCCCCUCCAGGAAAAGUAGUUCCUCGUCUCCCAGGGUCUCCCCUACCAAGGAGAAGCCUCAAAGAACUCCGUUGUCUCCGUCUUCGCCGAAAUCCAAGAAGAUGGGCAAGUCUGCCACGCUGCCGGCGAAUAUGUCGAGCAAAGACUCUCUGGCCCAAGGUCAGGGCAAGGACGGGAAGAGGUUGACCUUGACCAUGCGGCAGUCGCAGUCGUCCGGGGAGCGGCCGAUCUACGAGGGCACGCCGCCGUCCACGCCAGAGGAGGAGAAGAAAGUGUCGAUCAGACCCAUCACUCCUCCCAUGCAGGAGAAGGAAAAGCCUCAAGGCGGUGAACAAGUGUCUGAUACUCCUGGCUCCAAGUCCAUAAAUUCUAGUCAGGUCACGUCCCCGUCCCCCAACAAUCCGUUUGAGGAGCUCCUGGAGUGGUGUCGUCAGGUGUCCAAGGGUUACCGCGGGGUCAAGAUCACCAACCUGACAACUUCCUGGCGGAACGGACUCGCCUUCUGUGCCAUCGUACACCACUUUCGUCCUGAUCUGAUAAAUUACCAGAAGCUCAAUCCUCAUGAUAUCAAGGGAAAUAAUAAAAUGGCCUUUGACGCAGCAGCCAAACUGGGCAUCCCCAAAGUGAUUGAGCCGUCGGACAUGGUCCUGCUGGCGGUGCCGGACAAGCUGUGCGUGAUGACCUACCUGCACCAGCUCCGCUCCUACUUCACCGGGCAGACCCUGGAGGUGCAGCAGAUUGGUCCCAGCGCCAGCGAGAGCACGUACACACUAGGUGAGCACGAUGAGGAGGAUGAGCAGAGGAUAUCGGAGGAGAUGUACGGCCACAAGGAUGGGGUGAGGAAGUCCUCCACGUCCUCGUCCCUCUCCUCCAGGCUGCGCAAGUCGUCCUCCGGCAGCCCCACGGAGGACCGUAGCCCCAGCUCCAGCCGACAGACCAGCCCGCCUGCCCCGGACCUCAACACGUCCGGCAAGAAGUCGCGAGCGCCGUCGGUUCCCAAAUCGCCCGUCCCGUCCUCCAGUGGAGGGGUCAACGCCUCCGGGGAUGACGUCUCUUCACCGCAGGGGGCGCCCUCGCCCGACGACGCUAGGGUUGCGUCGGGCAGGAAGUCAGGGGAGGUGACUUCUGAGAACAACGGUCCUGUCGUGUCAGGCUCUGGAGCCUCGGUGCCUCCUAUCGGGGCCGGCGGACACUAUGUGAAGAAGAAGACACGACGCGCUCCCAGCCCGCCCAAACAAUCGGAGAAACGGUCGCUGAAUCCGUUUGGGUCAGAUGAAGAGGAGGGAGACGAGGUACCCUCGGCAGCUACUGCGCCCCCUGCUGUGUCUCAAGAGACGACGCACAGCGAGCUGAAGGAACGGGCCAGGAAGUUGUUGGAGAAGGCCAAGAAGGAAGUGGCAGACGGCGGCCAGGAAGAGCUGCCUGAGAAUGAGAAGCAAAAACGCCUCCGAGAACAAGCGAAGAAAUUGAUUGCCGAAACUCGAGCUAACGAAAAGCUGCCCGAACAUCCGGUGGUGCGGCAGAUCAGCGGAGGCUCGACCACCAAACCUGCAGACUUCCAGUCUGCGGUUCAGAGCCCGGGCAAACCCGGGGAGCAGCCUCAGCUGAAGAAACUGUCGCUGGUCACGCCCAAGUUGUCCAGCCUACCCGGCAUGAACAAAGACAAAGGGUCCGGGGAAGAAGGCGGUCUGGGCAGUGACGGAGAGGAGAAUGAAGACCUGGAGCUGGAGCUUCACCUGACGCCCGACGAGCUGCGAGAGUUGGAACUGAACCUCCAGGACACCAACCAGUACGUGAAGAGUGAGCUGGACUCCCUGGAGCACGAGCAGCUGCAGAUCGACACGGAGGCCUCGCACCUGGAGGCCCGCCUCCGCAAGGUCAUGGAGAAAGGCAAGAACAAGAACCUGGAGGAGAGGCUGAUGAAGGAGUGGUUCCAGCUGGUGAACAAGAAGAACGCUCUGAUCCGUCGGCAGAUGCAGCUCAACAUUCU
Aplysia californica (California sea hare) is the source of this 3007-nucleotide messenger RNA. RefSeq names its product EH domain-binding protein 1. Gene Ontology annotation, molecular function: protein binding. The record is from RefSeq and is a predicted model, not a curated record. Lineage: Eukaryota; Metazoa; Mollusca; Gastropoda; Aplysiida; Aplysiidae.